This is a messenger RNA of Paracoccidioides brasiliensis Pb18, 2238 nucleotides long. RefSeq lists its product as uncharacterized. The transcript is spliced from 4 exons. The coding region runs from base 1 to 2238 and encodes 745 amino acids. The record is from RefSeq and is a predicted model, not a curated record. Gene Ontology annotation, biological process: transmembrane transport; fungal-type cell wall biogenesis.
AUGAAUCUUCUAGGGUUCCUCUCGUGUCUGGUCGCCUUCCUCCCCUUCACCUCUUUAGUCUCCGCCGUGAAGUUAAUUGAGUCGAGGUCCCUCAAUCCUUGCCAGGACAAUUCGAACUUCACAGCCAGUUUAUUCAAAGUCCUCCUUACACCUGAAAAUAAUACCCUCUAUGUGGAGAUUGUUGGCGUUUCGUCAAUUAGCGGCUUCAUAACUGCAGAUGUAGAACUGUUCGCUUAUGGGUACUCUGCACUCAAACAAAGCAUAAAUCCGUGUAAACUUGAGGGCUUAAACUUGAAAGGUCUCUGUCCUAUGCAGACUGGCCCCAUCGAUAACAAGUUUAACAUCCAAAAUCUUUCUCCAGAUUUUCUUAAUAAGGUUCCAACCGUUGCAUACGGAGUCCCCGAUCUCGAUCUUAAAAUUCAGGUAUAUAUCAAUUCAACCAGUACCGGCCGAAGCAUUGCCUGCCUGGAAGCCCGACUUUCCAAUGGCAAUACCGUUUAUCACAAAGCUGUAGGUUGGGUUGUCGCAGCGAUUGCUGGUCUUGGACUGGUUGCUUCUGCUAUAACCUCUGGUUUAGGCCAUGGGAACGCAGCCGCCCAUGUUGCUGCCAAUGCGCUCUCCCUCUUUGGAUUCUUCCAGGCUCAAGCCAUGAUUGGAAUGACCAGUGUCACCCUUCCGCCAAUCGUGCAGUCAUGGACCCAAAACUUUCAGUGGAGCAUGGGUAUUAUCCGUGUUGGUUUUCUGCAAAGGAUUUGCACUUGGUAUCAACGAUCAACUGGCGGCACACCAUCCACGGUCUUGUCAUCACUUUCAACUACAUCCGUUCAAGUUCAAAAGCGAUCCAUCGAUUGGCUCGAAAAAAAUUUGCCCAUUGUACCAACGCAGCUCAUGAAGCGAACAAACAAUGAUAACACUAUUGGUGAAACUGUGAGAAAUUACAUCGUUCGGGGCAUUGAAAGAGUUGGAUUCCGUGCGCACAUCGAAAGGACAAAUAUAUUCAUGACCGGGCUGAUAUUUUUCGUUUUUUUCGUGGCUGUUGUUAUGGGUCUCGUAGCAUUAUUUAAGGGAUUUUGCGAGAUUGCGUCUAAGAAAGGUUGGAUUAAGGGUGAUAAGUUCCAGGACUUCCGAAAUGGGUGGAAAAUUGUUAUGAGGGGCAUCUUGUUCCGACUGGUUCUGAUCGGUUAUCCACAAAUGUGCAUACUCUGCUUGUGGGAAUUCACCCAACGAGAUUCACCUGCUGAAGUUGUCCUCGCCGCGUUUAUGUUACUUGCGAUGAGUGCAUCCUUGGGUUUCGCAGCUUUUACAGUGAUUCGAUUAGUCAAGAAAUCCGUGGAGCUGCACAAAAAUCCCGCAUACGUCCUCUAUUCGGAUCCCUCAGCACUGAACAAGUGGGGUUUCCUCUAUGUUCAGUACAGGGCUACGGCUUAUUACUGGGUUAUCCCUGUUCUGAUCUACAUCUUGGUUAAAAGCAUGUUUGUCGGAUUGGCACAGCCUGCGCCCGUGGUUCAAUCAGUGGCUUUGCUUAUCAUUGAAGCCGCUGUUUUGAUCGCUGUCAGUGUUUUGAGGCCAUGGAUGGACAAGAAAACAAAUAUUUUCAACAUCUCCAUUGCCGCAGUCAACUUUUUCAAUGUGAUCCUACUACUCUUCUUCACACAAGUAUUCAAUCAACCCGGCUUGGUCACUGGUAUUAUGGGAGUUGUACUUUUCGUUGUUAAUGCAGUAUUCGCCCUUAUCCUGCUUGUUCUAGUUCUCAUCUCGUCCGUGUAUGCCAUAGUGUCCAAGAACCCAGAUACACGGUACCAGCCAAUGAGAGAUGACCGCGGAUCUUUCAUCAAGUCCCAGACUCAUUUGACAACGGAGCUGGACGCUCUUGGAGCCACUGCUCGCGGUGAAUCGAAAUCGCUCGAAGACGAUAAUCUCUCCGGUAACUCCUAUGGCCGUCGGCCAGAUUCCCCACCAACCAUCCUACAACGCCAACAGCAUGGCUCUCAACUAGAUCCCUCUUUAGCUUUAUUUCCGACCAACAACCAAUUUAGCAGUGGCCCACCCCCGAUAUAUAACGCACAGCCUCCAGACGGAGGUCCAGCAUACUCACGGGCGCAAAAUAGAUCACCAGUGCCCCGAAGCUUCAAUACGUCACCGUUACCACGAGCCCCUUCGGCGAAUUCGAACCCAGGGCAAUAUAGAAUGCAAAACAACAAUAGCCCAUGGCAGCGUGGUGCAGGAUAUGAGCAGUAG